CGCAGUCAGCUAAAUAAUUUUAAGUUUUAACAUCAAGGCAGUGUAUCAUUAUUAACACAGCUGGUUUGGCCCCCCACCCCCAUUUUCGAUCUCCAUCCAUCCUUAGCUAUUACUGAUUCAUGGGCUUAAAGUUGAUCGAACACAGAUGAGAGAUUGUCUGUACACGUUAAAGAACGCCAUAUAUUGAUUUGAUUUGAUUGAUAUCGGAAGUGGGAAACCCCGUUAGGAUUGAUUGAUGCUGUACAAAUCGUGAAGAAAAUGGAUCUACGGCCUUCCCCCAGAUCGGGAAGGUUCACCCCUAAUCGACAGAAUUCUUCCCCCUCUUCGUUGUUAUCCAAAUCACUCUCCGAUGCAAGUACCCAAAGCUUAUCUUCCGUUCUCAACAACCCACAUGUCUCCGACGGCUCCUGGGUCGGUUGGUGGUCCUCUUCAACUGCUGUGCAAGUCCCUGAAUUCGCUCCUCCUCCCGCCAACAAAACCCCUGGUUCAGAAAUAUCUCGAUCUGAAUUCACAUCCUAUUUGUCCUCAAUAUCCGAGCACCAUAGCCGCUUCGAAGACAUCAGGAACCACUCCAACAAGGAGAGCAGGGAUGAGGAUGCCCCUGAUCACCAUGAGAGGGCAGGGGAAGCCCUGGUCGCCUGUUUGCGGGAAGUCCCCGCAUUGUAUUUCAAGGAGGAUUUUUCACUCGAAGACGGAGCAACUUUCAGGGCCGCCUGCCCGUUUUCUACAGUCGCCGAGAACUCCGUAAUGCAAGAAAAGUUGUCACAGUACCUGGACGUCGUGGAGCUUCAUCUGGUUAAGGAGAUCUCACUACGUUCGAAUUCGUUUUUUGAGGCACAGGUUCAGUUAGAAGAUUUGAGUCUGAAGAUUGUCGAGGGGUGUAGUCGGAUCAGAGAAUUGAAGGAGACGAUUAGGCUUUUGGAUGUAGAUUUAGUGGAUUCAGCUUGUCAAAUUCAGGAUUUAAAUCUUACCCGGAGCGAUUUGUUGGCACUGCAGGAGAAGCUUAGGCUUAUAUUAUACGUUAACCAAUCUCUUGCGGCACUUAAGUUGGAUGGUGAUCAACUGACUGGCCUACAUUGUUUUCGUCACCUCGAGGAUCAUGUUGCUGCUGCAAUAGAUUCUGUAAAUAGCAUUCUUUCAGCAGAGUUUUUGCGUGUAUCUAUUAAUGAUGCUGGAGAUAGGGAUGUGGUAAUAUUAUCUAAUGCAAAAGCAAGGAUGGCCUCAUGGGGAAAUGAAGAUAAUGAAGAACACUUGCAUCAAGAAGAUACUUCUAGUUUCCACGAUCGACUUCUACCUCUAAUUAUAGGCUUACUUAGAACUGCAAAACUACCUUCUGUGUUGAGAAUAUAUCGUGAUACAGUUACAUCUGACAUGAAAACUGCUAUUAAGUCUGUUGUUGCGGAGCUGCUUCCUGUUCUUCUUGCUAGACCCUUGGAGUCUGAUUUUAAGUCAGGCGAUCGGAUUGUUGAUGCAGAUGGUGGAGGCUCAUCACUUGCAAGCAAAUUAAGAAGUCUUUCUUCUGAAAGCUUUGUUCAACUUCUUGGUACUAUUUUUAAAAUUGUACAGGCACACUUACUUCGAGCUGCUGAAGUUAAAAAAGCCAUCGAGUGGAUAAUGUCCAAUCUUGAUGGUCACUAUGCUGCUGAUUCAGUUGCUGCUGCAAUUGCUCAUGGUGCUUUGACUGCAGAAUUAGAUCCUGUGGGUGAUGGUCAGUCUGGAUCCUUUCCUCUUUCAACUCAAAGGAAUAUUAUCAAGGUUUCUCCAAUUCAGGCAAAAUGGAAUGAUGCCACAAGUUCAUCAAAUUUGUCAAAAAAUUUCAGAGCUGACGUCUUGAGAGAAAACACAGAAGCAGUGUUUGCCGCUUGUGAUGCUGCUCAUGGAAGAUGGGCAAAGCUGCUUGGUGUCCGUGCUCUUCUCCAUCCAAGGCUGAGGUUACAAGACUUUCUACAUAUAUAUAGCAUGUCUCAUGAAUUUGUUACUGCAACGGAAAAGAUUGGUGGAAGGUUGGGAUAUAGCAUACGUGGAACAUUGCAGUCUCAGGCCAAAACUUUUGUUGAUUUCCAGCAUGAAUCUCGGAUGACAAAACUGAGAGCAGUGCUUGAUCAAGAAACAUGGGUUGAAGUAGAUGUCCCUAACGAAUUCCAGGCGAUUGUGAAUUCACUUUUUAGUUCGGAGUCUCUUGUUGCUGGUGACUCGGAUGACCAUUCUAAGAGUAUUGCUGAAAGCUAUAACGAAGUGGUUUCUAGCAGUGCUACUCCCUUGCCCUCGGCAGUAGUAUUAUCGAGUACACAACAGACUGAACAGCCAUCUCAGUCUGUUGAUGGAUUUGUAGAUGGCACUGGACAGACUAUUAACAGCAUUAGAACAAAGAAUGAACAUGGAAAAUCUACUCAUUUGAUUUCCUUCAGAGGUGUUGGGUACCACAUGGUAAACUGUGGCUUAAUCUUGCUGAAGAUGUUGUCAGAGUACAUUGAUAUGCAUACUGUUUUGCCAGCACUUUCCUCCGAGGUUAUUCACCGUGUUCUUGAAAUGUUGAAAUUUUUCAACACAAGGGCUUGUCAGCUUGUUCUUGGUGCUGGUGCCAUGCAGGUCUCUGGUUUGAAGUCUAUUACAUCCAAACACUUGGCAUUGGCAAGUCAGGUUGUCAGUUUCGUGCAUGCUCUUAUCCCUGAAAUUAGGAGGAUUCUUUUCCUGAAAGUACCUGAGACUCGAAAAGGCUUGCUGUUAUCAGAAAUUGACCGAGUAUCACAGGAUUAUAAAGUGCAUCGUGAUGAGAUACAUACAAAGCUGGUGCAAAUAAUGAGGGAAAGGUUAUUAGUUCAUCUUCGUGGGCUGCCACAAAUUAUUGAAACAUGGAGCCGCGUAGAUGAGACCGAUACACAACCCAGUCAGUUUGCUCGAUCACUCACGAAGGAAGUUGGAUAUCUUCAACGUGUGCUUUCUCGCACUUUGCAUGAAGCAGAUGUUCAAGAAAUAUUCAAAGAAGUGACUAUUAUCUUCGACAUACAAAUCUCUGAUGCAUUUUCACAUGUGGAUAUUAGCACUCCACAAGCAAAAGCCAGGCUCACUCGUGAUAUUCAGCACAUUCUUGGAUGCAUUAGAUCAUUGCCUUCUGCCAAGUUAAGUGACUCGGUUGCAGGACAACUUGAAUCCUUGGUCCAAAGAGCAUCUACUGAAAGAGCAGAUGAAUAGUAAAGUAUAUAAUUGAUUACACAUUCACAAAGAUCCAGCAGCUAUCUCUUCCAUCGUUUUGCAAACCAGUUGAGGUGCUUGAUCUUGCAAUUUUCAAUACCAAUUUUGAGGAGAUUUCUUUUGGUAGUAGGGAAUGUAUAACUUACAGAUGUAAUAUGAGCUUACUUUUGUGCUUUUUGGUAGUAAUGUUUUCUUUGUAUUCAGAAGAGGUCAGGUAAGAUUGUAGUGAAUUUGUAUCCAACACUACACUACAAUCAACGAGGAUAUUGAAAAUUUGACACUUGUAUCC
Molecule: messenger RNA, 3481 nt
Organism: Cynara cardunculus var. scolymus (artichoke)
Lineage: Eukaryota; Viridiplantae; Streptophyta; Magnoliopsida; Asterales; Asteraceae
Product: vacuolar protein sorting-associated protein 54, chloroplastic-like
Exons: 19
Coding region: 259-3192 (977 amino acids)
Biological process (GO): Golgi to vacuole transport; retrograde transport, endosome to Golgi
Cellular component (GO): GARP complex
Molecular function (GO): syntaxin binding
Source: RefSeq, a predicted model, not a curated record